GUUGUGUCUAGAGACAGACAAAACAGAACCUCUCUCUCUCUCAAGUCUCAACUGAAGUAGUUAGUAGUAAAGGUAAAAAACCCAAAAAAAUCUGUUAAUUUCCCUUUUGCCCCGCACUCUUCAAAAAAUCACAAAGAAGCAGCAGCAAACUUGAAAGAAGAAAGGUCAUUUCGUUGACGUCACAGAUCCAUCUGCGGUCUCUCUCUCGAUGUUAAUCAGCAGCAGCAGCAGUCCAAACGGCGGAUUCCAGCUCUCCGGUGGCGGCGGCGGCGGUAGAUUCUGGUGGGAAGUUGUGCCAGUGGCGCCGUCGUCGAGAACAACUCUUGCUUUCACUGCCUUAGCCGGAAUCGCCGUGUUCGCCGCCCUGCUCUACACUACCAGUAGGUAAUAAUACUAGAAGAACCACAAAAAAAUACCCUAAUUUUUUUGAAAUAUUUUGAAGAAAAGAGUGAGAUUAUUAAGUAGAUGAAAGCUCUAAAACGGAGUCAAACAUCGUCGUCUUCGUCAAAUUCAUCUUCUCCUCCGUCGUCCUCGUCUUCGUCGUGGAUUCAUUUGCGUUCGGUUCUCUUUGUAGUUAAUUCCUCCUCACCGGCUUAUUGUUCCUCCUCUUCCUCUUCUGAUCGGGGCCGGCUUAAGUCGCCAUGGUCUCGAAGGAAGAGAAAACAUGCCCUUACUCCUAGGCAAUGGAAAAGUUUGUUUGCACCAGAUGGCAAACUCCGUGAUGGCGGAGUUAAGUUUUUGAAGAAAGUUCGAAGCGGGGGUAUUGAUCCAAGUAUUAGAGCAGAGGUCUGGCCAUUCCUACUUGGAGUAUAUGACUUGAAUAGUACCUCAGAAGAGAGAGAGAUUAUAAGAACCCAGAAAAGAAAGGAAUAUGAGAAUUUUCGCAGACAGUGCCGUCGACUUCCCAAACACGGCAAUGAUUGCUCCAAAGGAACCAGUGAAAGAAGCUGUAUCGAGGACAGUGGAAGUCUUGCUGAAGACUCUGACUAUUCAAGUUAUGAAGAUGUUGUUAGUGCCAGGGAGUCUCUUUCCAGUGAGGAAAGGAGUCCUGAUGUUGAGGACUCUGAUGACCCUUCCAGUGCACUGUUGGAAGGUUAUGAUGCUUCAGGACAGACCACAAACACUGAUGCCUCUGCACUAAACACCGAGUCUUCUGACUCAGAAUCUUCUGAGGAUCCUGAAGUCAUUCAGGCUUCCUCCUCUUCAGAGGGCAGGGAAGAGAAUGAUCUUGAUGUGCCUUUGAAAGAGAACACUUCUCCCUCAAGGACUGAGCUCCAUCCAAACCAAUGCACUGGUGAAAAUUUUGCCACAUGGCAGCGGAUCAUUCGUGUUGAUGCAGUGCGAGCCAAUGCUGAAUGGAUUCCAUAUUCUCCGUCUCAGGCAACAGUUUCAGAGUUAAGAGCACGUCAUGCUGCAGAUGCUGUUGGGUUGAAGGACUAUGAUUUGCUGGAACCCUGCAGAAUUUUCCAUGCUGCAAGACUAGUUGCUAUUCUUGAAGCCUAUGCAGUCUAUGACCCUGAAAUUGGGUAUUGCCAGGGAAUGAGUGAUCUACUUUCUCCAAUAAUUGCAGUGGUCACGGAGGAUCAUGAGGCUUUCUGGUGUUUUGUGGGUUUCAUGAGAAAGGCUAGGCAUAAUUUUAGGCUUGAUGAAGUGGGGAUUCGAAGGCAACUCAGUAUUGUUUCCAAGAUUAUCAAAUGCAAAGACUCCCACCUCUACAGGCACUUGGAGAAGCUACAGGCUGAGGAUUGCUUUUUUGUUUAUAGGAUGGUAGUGGUGUUGUUCAGGAGAGAAUUGACAUUUGAACAGACAAUUUGCCUCUGGGAGGUGAUGUGGGCAGAUCAGGCAGCAAUAAGGGCUGGUAUUGGAAAGUCUGCUUGGAGCAGGAUAAGGCAGCGAGCACCACCAACAGAGGAUUUAUUGCUUUAUGCUAUUGCAGCUUCUGUGUUACAGAAAAGGAAAUUAAUCAUAGAGAAAUAUAGCAGCAUGGAUGAGAUCUUAAGGGAAUGCAAUAGCAUGUCUGGGCACCUUGAUGUAUGGAAACUCCUCGAUGAUGCGCAUAAUCUGGUGGUGAACCUUCAUGACAAGAUAGAGACGCCCUUCCGAUGACUUCUUUUCAAACAUUUUAUCAGUGAUUUAUGUCCUUAAAUUCUUAUAAAGGUUUUUGUUCUGUAAGGGGUAUUGCCAGCCUCCUUAUGUUCUGCUCGAAACGUGCCCGAAGGAGGAGGUUAUCCAUCCUCAGCAAUGCUGCUAGCUGCUAGCUGCUCGCUUUCGAGCCUUUAGUUGAAGUGGCAUUACAUGAAAAGAUUUUUAUAUGCAUUCUACUCAAACCAUUUAUUUUGAAUACAGAAACGAUCUUCAUCUUCGCCAAAUCAAAUCAAAUCAAGCAGGUGGGAUCUGUGUUGUCGAUCAAUGUACCAUAUUGAAUGAGAAAUAUCAAGAUUUUGAUCAUUGAAUCCCAAA
Populus nigra (black poplar) is the source of this 2460-nucleotide messenger RNA. Its product is annotated as rab GTPase-activating protein 22-like. Bases 466 to 2106 code for a protein of 546 amino acids. Gene Ontology annotation, biological process: activation of GTPase activity. NCBI's taxonomy places the organism in Eukaryota, Viridiplantae, Streptophyta, Magnoliopsida, Malpighiales, Salicaceae. Gene Ontology annotation, molecular function: GTPase activator activity. The record is from RefSeq and is a predicted model, not a curated record. The transcript has 5 exons.